Saprolegnia diclina VS20 is the source of this 825-nucleotide messenger RNA. RefSeq lists its product as hypothetical. The record is from RefSeq and is a predicted model, not a curated record. NCBI's taxonomy places the organism in Eukaryota, Oomycota, Saprolegniomycetes, Saprolegniales, Saprolegniaceae. The transcript has a single exon. Bases 118 to 717 code for a protein of 199 amino acids.
CGCCAUCACAGGAGCGACCAGAGCUUUGGUUUGUCACGCGCGGUAGGAAAUUUGGGCCAAGCGCCCGCAUCCCCAAGCCGAUGAGCUCAGAAUCAAAUUUCAACACAGUUUGACAGUAUGGAAACCACCGCCUUGUGCUACUUUCAUGGCUGCACGAGCAAGCCAAUGGAAGGCUCGGUCAAGUGCCACUUCCACCGCAACCGCGGCCUUUGCCGCAUCAGCAACUGCCGCAACCAAGUCUAUGCGCGGAGUCUCUGUGUGCGCCACGGUGGCCGCCACCCGUGCGCACACCCCGGGUGCUCAACCAACGCGCGUCUUGGCGACUUUUGCUGCCGCCACAGCAAACACAAGAAGCUCUGCCACCACCCCGGCUGCACCAAAGUGAUCCAGAUCCACAACCGGUGCAUUCGCCACGGCGGUAGCAAGCACUGCCUGUACCCGGGCUGCGCGACGCCUGCGCGGGCUGGUGGUCACUGCUGGCGCCACCGCAUGUACAUCAAGCGCGAGAACGCACCGACAUCGCCCUCGGACAGCACCAACCAAGGCUGUUGCAGCGACGUGGCCAUGAGCGACGUGGCCAUGAGCGACGAUGGUACGAGCUCCGAGAUGGCGCUGCCCCUAUCGGGCGAUGACUUGGAUGCGUCCAUCUUGGACGUGUUGCUUACUUGCGGUGACAUGAGCUGGAGCCACGCCGACGGCGCAUCGUUCGUGCUAUGACGGGUCACCCGAUGCACUUAUUUAGUCACGUUAUUGCGUUCGUAAACCGCCCGUCAUCCUUGUACAGUACACUAAGAAACACCAAUAAGACCUUCAUGUUGACGUCCA